CCUCCUUCCCGAAUCGUCAAGGCUCGAAUCGAGUGCGAUCGAAACUGAGGCUGAAACGGCAACCAACCGUUAUAUCAAAAACGACGUCGUUUUGAGAAAGUCGAACGUAGCAAUGGCGUGGGUUGUGGCAAAGCGAGCAGCUGCUGCUUCUUCUUCUUCAGCGAUGAAAUCGGUUUCUGCUGCGGCGGCUAUUUGGAUGAGGUCGUACGCCAAGGUUGCGUUGGGGACCGACAUAGUCUCCGCCGCACCGAACGUUUCUCUCCAGAAAGCUCGCACCUGGGACGAAGGUGUCUCUUCCAAAUUCUCCACCACUCCUCUCAAUCACAUCUUCAAGGAUAAGAAAGUUGUCAUCUUUGGGCUCCCAGGUGCAUACACAGGUGUUUGUUCAAACAAACAUGUUCCUGGGUACAAGGAAAAUAUUGAUAAGUUUAAGGCCAAGGGGAUUGAUUCUGUUAUUUGUGUGGCUGUUAAUGAUCCAUAUACUAUGAAUGCUUGGGCAGAGAAGCUUCAAGCCAAUAAUGCUAUUGAGUUUUAUGGAGACUUCGAUGGGAGCUUCCACAAAAGCUUGGAUUUAGUUACUGAUCUCUCUAGUGCUUUGCUUGGAACUCGAUCCAAGAGGUGGUCAGCAUACGUGGUAGAUGGAAAAGUGAAGGCUUUUAAUGUUGAAGAAGCUCCAUCCGAUGUCAAGGUUUCUGGUGCAGACACCAUUUUGGGACAGAUUUGAAGAUCAUGUUUAUUUGGAUAGUUGUGUAAUGUAACGAGUUCUCAAUAAAAAUGCACCCUUGUGCUUCUAGUUGACUGAACUGGGAGUUCGCUUGUUUUUUAGUUUUGAUUAUUGACUAGCUUUUUAGCUGUCACUUCACACUAAUCUAGUGAUCCCCUUUUCUAAGAUGCAUGCUGUGUUACACAUGCAAAGAUUUUUCUCGUAUCUAAUGUAUGUGUUGAGUACUCUCCCUAUUAUCUUCUUAAUUAUCAUCUUAAUUCUUUUAAUAAAAUAAAAGUUAAAUUCA
Molecule: messenger RNA, 1010 nt
Organism: Arachis duranensis
Lineage: Eukaryota; Viridiplantae; Streptophyta; Magnoliopsida; Fabales; Fabaceae
Product: peroxiredoxin-2F, mitochondrial
Exons: 5
Coding region: 113-724 (203 amino acids)
Biological process (GO): cellular response to oxidative stress; hydrogen peroxide catabolic process; cell redox homeostasis
Cellular component (GO): mitochondrion; cytoplasm
Molecular function (GO): thioredoxin peroxidase activity
Source: RefSeq, a predicted model, not a curated record